This is a messenger RNA of Besnoitia besnoiti, 4305 nucleotides long. RefSeq lists its product as uncharacterized. The coding region runs from base 1 to 4305 and encodes 1434 amino acids. The record is from RefSeq and is a predicted model, not a curated record. The transcript has 15 exons. Lineage: Eukaryota; Apicomplexa; Conoidasida; Eucoccidiorida; Sarcocystidae. Gene Ontology annotation, cellular component: COG complex; membrane. Gene Ontology annotation, biological process: protein transport; Golgi organization; intra-Golgi vesicle-mediated transport.
AUGAAUGAGCCCACGGUGCAGCCCGAGAGGGAGGAGGCCCCCGAGGCGCCGCACGCCGGCGGCGGAGGCCUCGCGCGAGGGCCGUCGAAGUCUGGCGGACUCCUGGAGCGAGGGGAGAGGGAAGAGCUCAGCGGCGCAGAUCAAUCGCCGGACGCGAAAACGACUGAAGCAAACUCGCCGCCUCCUCCCGUCGCGACUCAGACGUCUCUAGUCAACGGUGGUCUGCUCAAGAGCCAGCAGCAAGCUGCCAACCCGCUUGCCUACGUGCUGGAGAGAAGAAAGCACACGUCGCUGUCGGCGCUUCACUCCUCGUUGGCUGCCUCGUGCUCGUCUCUGCAAGAUCAGUUGCUAACUUACCUGCAGACCAACUACGCGGAAAUUUCUUCCAUCGCCUCGGAGUUGGACGACGCGGACGGCGAGCUUCUUCCACUUCUUGCGCCGCUCUCGGAGUACAAAUUGCGUGCGCAGACUGUGUUCCGUCAGUUGACUGCUCAGAGGUCGUGUCUCGAGUUCCUUCUGCUGCAGAAGGAGCGCGCACUCCGACGACGUCGGCAUCUGCGUCUCAUCAGCCAGUCGUAUCGGGCCUUCUGCGUCACGACGGCAGAUCUCGCGGCGCUCCUGGACGCCAAAGGUGGGCAGGAGGCGCCGCGAGAUCUGCCAGCGCAGAGGGGUGCUCAGGACUCUGCGGCGCCGCCCUCAGGCAUCGCGGCGAAUUCCGCCUCGCCUGCACUGGGGACGGAUUCCGCAGCUCAUGGAGAGCCAGGCGAAGCCAACGAAGAGAGGAGAAGAGAAGUUCUGGCGGCGCGCGAGCGCUUCUGGGUCUCGGUGCGCGAGCUGCGCGACGCCUUGGAGCUGGCCUCGAGUCUCAGCGCGGAUGGCGCGCGCCCAGGAGACGCCUCCAGGGGCGACGCGAGCGCGGCCGCAGCGGUCGGAGACGACACGCUGGCUCUGGCGGCGUCAGAGCGGGCGGGCGUGGCGGCUCGCGCGGCCUUGGCUUCGACGGCGAGGGAGGAAGGCGACAACCUUCUUUUCGAAGGUGAAGCGCUGUUGCGCGCGUGGCAGGCAGGGCGCCCUUUGCCUCUGCUGCCGAUGCCUGAGCACCUGCUGAGGCGCUUCGUGUCCCUCGAGACCGCAGCGCGCGAACUGAGGCGACUGGAAGAGUGCAUCAUGGGAGCGAUGCCCUUCUUCCCCGAAGCCCCGCUGGAGGGAAGGGCGUGCUCCGACGGCGGCUCAGACCCGCUGCAGUCGCGUGAACCGCCAAACUCGGGUUCAUCUUUACACGCGCUGAUGCGUUCUGGAGAGGCUGGCGAGAAGUGGCCUUCUCUAGAAAGCAUCGAGCGUCGGACGAGGCACUUCCUUCGCUCCGCGACGCCCCUCGCCGACGGGGGACAGUCCCCCGCGUCGCCUUCGGGUUCGCAAGCCUUUCGCGCGCGUGUCGAACCUCGCGCCGGUUCUUCCGAGGCUGCGCAGGCGGACGGGCGGCUUCCAGACGCCGCGGCGGGCGACGCGCUGGCGGAGAAGGACAGCGACCAGGCAUGCGUCUCGCUUCUCCUUCCCCUGGGGCUCUCGGAUCUGGCGACGGCCGUGGGUGAGCUGCGCGUCGCGAUGCAGGCUCGCCUUCUCCGGGAGCUGCGCGACCUCCUGCGGGCGCUCUGUCUCUCAGCCAUCGAGGCCAGAAGGCGCGACGAGAGAGACCCGAAAGAGGGUCCUCGUGGCAAGCCUGCGGCCGGUAUCGCUGCGGAGACGAAGCGAGCGGAGGACGGCGAGGCUCCUUCCCAGGGCGCCGUCACGCGAGAGGCGGAGGCAUCCCGAGGGCAGGAACAGGCUCACGUAGAAGAGGAAUGGUGUCUGGCGCUGGAGCACCUCGUUCGUCCUCUCCUCGAUGGCGCGGGGCCGUCGACCAAAGCGGCGAUGCGGCAGCAAGUGGAAGAUCUGUUUCGUCGGUUUUUCGUCGACGCCAUGGUCGCCGACGCCCUAGCGGCCUCUCAGCAGCUCCUCGCGCCGCCGGCUCGCGGCAGCAGGUCAAGCCCCGAGGGCGCGCCUGGGAGGAAAGAGGCGAACGCCUACCGCGCCUUUCUUCGCGCGCUGGCGGCGAGUCUCGCCGCGCCGCCCUCCGUCUUCCUCUGGCUCGCUUGGCAGCUCUCUGCGCGAGGGCACGGCCGUAGGUCCUGCGCAUUUUUUCUGAACUCGUCUCGAGCGCGUCAGACAGCCGCUGCUCGCGUCGCCGGCGCAGAAGGCGAAUCCCCCAGAGGGGCGCUUCCCGGUUCGCCGUUUGUCGAGUGCUGCUGCUGCUGCUGUGAGGACGGCGCAGAGGCCUCAAGCGGAGGCCUCGCUGCUGGGCUCCUCGGAGAAAGUGGGGAGGAGAGGGAGCGACCGGCAGCGGGGAUGACGCGAGAGAGAACGGCGAAGCUCUGCCUGCUUUCCGACGUGCUUGGCGGCCAAGUACUGCAGGCCAUUGAAUCCUCCUUUGGGCGGCUUUUCAAGCCUGCUUUCAAAGACGUCUUUGUUUCCGUCUACGUCGACACGCUUAAUUUCUUCUCGUCACUGGAGUCGCUCAUGGCUCCGUGCGAGCGCGCGCGCUUCCGCGCCUCGGCGGCCGUCGCUGGCCUCGCGUCGCGGCGAUCUCCACUUCCGCUUUGGGCUACCAUCGUCGAGGCGCAGCAGCUGGAGCUGCUGGAGUCUCAGCUGCGGAGUGACCAGCGCAGCGAAGCCAAGAGGCUCGCGGCUCGGGGCGAGGAAGAGCUCCGUGGCGGCCUCGACGUCCACAGGCAGAUCGCCUAUCUCGACGAGACUUUUUGGUUUCCCUCCUCGGUGCUUCUCCUUCGUCUGCUUCGCUGCCGUUUCGCUGCGGGCGAGCUGUCUUCGUCCGCUCUGCCUGUCUCCUCGUCUGGCUCUUGCCUCUUCUCUUUUUCUACUUCGGCGGCGGUGACCGGCGCUCGUGGCGCAUCAGAGGAUGCCGCGGCUCUCCAGUUUCCAACUCAGUUGGAAAUGCGCCGAACGUCUCGCCUGCUGGCGUCGCAGUGUCUGGGAGAGUCGCUGAGUUUUUUUCUUUCUGCUCUGUCGGCCUUCGCGCGCGCCCUGCCCUCGAUUGCGCGUGGCGUUCCGACGCAGCAGCCUGCCCACGCAGGCCUUUCUGGAGGCGUGCCGCCGCCCGAGAGCCCUCUCGACGGCGGUCGCGGGGAGCUCUCGCUCGCGGCUUGCACACGCGCCUUGCUUCUCGUCUCGGACGUCUUGGCUCUUCUCCAAUGGACUGCGCCGUCGCCUGCGCAUCCGCAGCUCGUGCGGUCGCCCGCCGCCGCCGCGCGUUCUUUCGCCUCCGCCGAUUCGCCGUCGCCUUCCUUUCCUCAGCGACUCGCGGUGGAAAUAUCCGUGCCGGCGCCUGCUUUGCGGGAGGCGGACGGCGGAGAAGACGUCGCACCCGCAGAGCUGCGCGUGGGCGCCGUCUUCGAGGCUGCGAUCCGACAGGUGGCGUGCGGUGUCGAGGCGUCUUUGCCGGUUGGCGAGUGCUGCAUGCGCUGCGAGGCACAGAAUUCUCAGUCUGCUCUCGCGUCUGGUUGCGCGGCGCCAGGCGCGUGCACGCGCGGCGGCAGAGAGGCUGAGAAAAUCAAACAAGGCAACGAACUCAUCACCACGCUUUGGGAGAUUUUCCAGCGGGGCGCCGAGACACUCAUCGCUGUGCGCACGCGGCUGGAACAGCAGAUUCUGAGCGAGCUUCAAAACAGCUGUAAGGCCAAUCUGCUGCCCCUGCGAAGCAUUCCCGCCGCCUACCGCAUGACGCAGAAGCAGACGCCGCGGGCCGCGUCGCCGUACGUCGACCGCGUGCUGCAACCUCUGCUGCUCUUCCGCACGUCUGUCGAUGCCGUUUUGCCAUCCGAUGUCGCAAAGAGCGUCCUGCGUCGCGUGGCGGUGGCGGUUAGCUCGCUGUGGAUCGACGAGGUUGGACAGCUGCUGCAGGCAGAAGAGCAAAAAGAAAGUGCGCUGCAGAGGCUCCAGCGAGGCGGCGCACGCGGCUCGAAGGGCGCGGGCGGUGCCGGAGCGAGCUUGUCGGACUUCCAGAAAAUGAAGCUUCAGCUCUUUCUCGAUGGACAAGCUCUUGCAGAAGGACUCCUCCAGAGCGUCGCCGGAGAGUCUGCCGGCUCUCGGCUGCUGCGGUCACAUUUUGCGCUACUCGACAAGGUCGGAGGUUUAACAGCUGGAAAGCGAGAAACGCGAAUGGAUGUCGGGCGCUUGCAAAAAUCAGCAAACGCUGAUGCGCUAGCGGACGGCACACCGGCGAGUCGCCCUGCUGCGCACGCAGAAGCUUGA